AUGACAACCAAAGCACGGCGUUGAGUUGGCUGGUUGUCGGUCGAUCGAAGGUAGCCAUGGCUCGAGUCACAGCGCUGCUGCUGCUACUGCCGGUUCUACUAGAAUCGGUUUAUUCUAUCUCUUUCUUUUUACCGGUCAACUCCAGAAAGUGUCUGCGGGAGGAGAUCCACAAAGAUGUGCUCGUCACUGGAGAGUAUGACUUGACCGAGCAACCAAACACCAAAACUCAUCUCAAGAUCACAGAUUCAUCUACCCACACUCUUUAUUCCAAGGAAGAUGCAACUAAAGGAAAGUUUGCCUUCACCACAGAGGACUAUGACAUGUUUGAGGUGUGCUUUGAGAGCAAGUCCCCGCUGGGAACUGGAAGAGUGCCCGAUCAGCUUGUUAAUCUGGACAUGAAGCACGGUGUGGAAGCCAAAAAUUAUGAAGAGAUCGCAAAGGUGGAGAAACUGAAGCCUCUGGAGGUUGAGCUGCGGCGGCUGGAGGACCUGUCAGAGUCCAUCGUCAACGACUUUGCCUAUAUGAAGAAGAGGGAGGAGGAGAUGCGGGACACCAACGAGUCGACCAACACGCGUGUUUUGUACUUCAGUAUAUUCUCCAUGUGCUGUCUCAUCGGGCUGGCCACUUGGCAGGUCUUCUACCUGAGGCGCUUCUUUAAAGCAAAGAAGCUGAUCGAGUAGAGCCACUUCCUCAGGCUGGAGGCCUCGUGGGACGCGCCCCAGCAUCCACCCUCCUUGGACUAGCUUCAGCAAACAACAGCAAGUCGGGUUAAGGAGCUCAAGAUCUGAAUUUCAAGGCUGAUGGUGUCAUGGAUGUCCUCUAGAAAAAGAUACUUAUAUAGUGGGUUGGAACAUGGGAAGCUCUGCAGGGCUUUGAAUGUUGCAGCCGACUUGAUAAGAACCUGUUUCUUUGAUAAGUUGAGCAUUGGAUUUUUUUAUUUUUGAGCUCCGGUUGAAUGAAUGUGCCAUGAGCAAAUGUCUUUCCCUUUCUGUUUAAAAAAACAAAACACGCCAACCAACUCCCAUGCUCAGUUGGGGUUCAACCAUGAAGGCUGUUUCUACCUGUUCUCUGUCUGAGAUGAUUGGAAACCACUGAACUCCUGCUUUGUCACUGACUUUGCAAACAUGUUUAGUAGCUCAGUUUAACCGUUUUUGUAUCCAUGAGGCAUUUUCUACUUGGUCUCUUCUUCAUAUUUUUGUUUGUUUUCAGAUGAAUAAUCUGUUGACUGUAAAUUAGGGCACUUCCACAAAUCUUCACGUCUUGUUUUCAGGACACUUGAGAAUCCAAAAUAACAACUCGUACCCCGACUCCUACAGCAUUUCUGUCAGACAGAGGUGGUUGGACGUUGUGACAAGAAAUGUAAAAGUAUCCAAACUUAAUUUUUUUUUUUUUUGUUAAAUGUAAAAACUUGAGGUUCCAUAACAGAACUUGGAGAUCCAUCCAGUCUUUCUUUCUUAGUUUUGAGGUUUGGGUUACGUGAAUGUGGAUGAAAGAAGAUGCUCGUUGUUUUCUGAUGGGUUCAAUUUUGUAAAUUUAUUGGGCUUUUAUUCAAUAAAAUAGUGGAUGGAUUAACCAUUCCUUUGUCAUAUUUUGGGGAAGAAAAUUGCUUUAGGAAAAUAAUUAAUAUUUGAGGUAUUUUUAUGUGACUUACAUGUUGGAAAAAUAUACAUUCAUAUUUUGGCUGACAGUUUCUUGUAUAAUUUGUAAUAUUUAAAUGCAAGAGACGUUUUAAGAUUAAUCUGCAUAGUAAUAGAUUAAAAUGAAGACUAAAUCCU
Molecule: messenger RNA, 1775 nt
Organism: Oryzias latipes (Japanese medaka)
Lineage: Eukaryota; Metazoa; Chordata; Actinopteri; Beloniformes; Adrianichthyidae
Gene: tmed10
Product: transmembrane p24 trafficking protein 10
Source: RefSeq, a predicted model, not a curated record